UUUUUCCGACUCCCGUAAAGUUAGGGUGCCGUAGGAGAGUUUUGCAACUGGCCGAUAGGUGGCUUUGCAAAGGCAUCCAGGACAUGUACUUCGCGGAAGGAAGCAAAAUCACUUAAAUGUUGCCAUUUUUGUUUACAGAUUAUCGCACUAUGUUUACUUUUUGUGGCGGCAGCAUCAGCCACUAGUACAUGUGGGGAGUGUGGCGCUAACUACGUUGCAUGCAUAACUAAUACAACCUAUAAAAUUUGCACCGAGGAAGAUGGAUCAACAACUUGUGAGUAAUGACAAACUAAAUGCUAUUAGACUCCUUAAUAUUUAUUAGAGCAAUGUCCACACAUGCAUCUCGUUUUUUUACAGUAAGUCCCAUCGGUGAUGAUAUAUAUGAAUGUCAGGACGGUACAUACUGCACUAGUUCAGAUAAUGUCUGUGAGUCGGACCCAUCUUCAAGCAAUAACAUUAUUGUAUGUAACGAAUCAACUGCUUCGUGUGGCAGUAGUUGUCAGGGUAAGGCAAGUGGAAAGAUGAUUUGCUCAAGCUCAACACAAUUUGCCCUAUGUAUAAAUGAAGUCGCCUCCGAUCCAUUAUCAUGUCCAACAAAUCAAUAUUGCAGUGAGGAUCUAUACAAUUUUAAUUUGAAGAAAGUUUGUGCGCCACUGGAAACAUUGGAUUUCCUUGAAGCACAAAUAACAUGCCCUUCCACCGAGGAGAUAACUCCAACGACCCAGUCUACAACUCCAACAACAACGACAACGCAAUCACAAGCGUAUCUAUUAGGCGCAUGCAAUAAUUCGACUGAAACUAGUUAUUAUUUUCAAGUAGCAAAUCCGGCAAAUUGUAAUACAUACAUUUACUGUGAACGUAGUGGCUCAAGCUUCCUUGCAUUAGAGAUGAAUUGCAGAAGUGGUCUAUAUUACAGCGCAGCUCAGAAGAAAUGUAUUCAGGCGACAGAGUGUCCGAAUUAAUAUUUAUUAGUAAUCAGUAUGUACAUUUGUAUGUGCGAAUAUUUAUAGAUCGGAAAUCGUGAAAUUGGCACACAAAAAAAUUUAAAAAA
Molecule: messenger RNA, 1051 nt
Organism: Rhagoletis pomonella (apple maggot)
Lineage: Eukaryota; Metazoa; Arthropoda; Insecta; Diptera; Tephritidae
Exons: 3
Coding region: 294-962 (222 amino acids)
Cellular component (GO): extracellular region
Molecular function (GO): chitin binding
Source: RefSeq, a predicted model, not a curated record